Actinia tenebrosa (Australian red waratah sea anemone) is the source of this 663-nucleotide messenger RNA. Its product is annotated as large ribosomal subunit protein uL11. Gene Ontology annotation, molecular function: large ribosomal subunit rRNA binding; structural constituent of ribosome. Gene Ontology annotation, biological process: translation. NCBI's taxonomy places the organism in Eukaryota, Metazoa, Cnidaria, Anthozoa, Actiniaria, Actiniidae. Gene Ontology annotation, cellular component: ribosome; cytosolic large ribosomal subunit. The record is from RefSeq and is a predicted model, not a curated record.
GUGGUUCUCUCUCUUCCUCUAUCACUGUUGGCUGUGCAACUAACAGUUGGUAAAAAUUGGUAGGGUUGAAAAAUACUCAUCCACACAGCCAUCAGAUAAUAAUCUAACUCAAUCCGUACUCCACGAUGCCUCCUAAGUUCGACCCCAAUGAGAUUAAGAUCGUCUAUCUGAGAUGUACUGGAGGUGAAGUUGGAGCCACGGCUUCUCUUGCCCCAAAGAUUGGUCCUCUUGGAUUGUCCCCCAAAAAAGUUGGUGAUGACAUUGCAAAUGGUACCAAGGACUGGAAGGGUCUGAGAAUCACCGUCCAACUGACCAUCCAAAACAGACAAGCCAAGGUAUCUGUUAUCCCUAGUGCAUCUUCACUGAUCAUCAAGGCUUUGAAAGAACCACCAAGGGACCGCAAGAAGGUUAAGAACAUCAAACACAAUGGAAACAUCACCAUGGAACAGGUAAUUGACAUUGCCAAGACCAUGCGUCCACGCUCCAUGGCAAGAAAGCUUUCUGGCACAGUAAAGGAGRUCCUCGGCACAUGUCAAUCAGUUGGUUGUACAAUUGAUAGACAGGCUCCUCAUGAUGUUAUUGAUAAGAUCAAUGAUGGGGAAAUAGAAAUUGAGGACACUGAAUAAAGACCAAGGUGUAAAAAUAAAUGAUCAUUUCCUUGUA